AUGGUCUUAUAUCAUCGAUACAUCUCACAUACAUCAGAUCGCAUUUCACAUCCAAUGGAUGGGACCGAUAAGGGAGGCUUUUUGAAAGAAAUGAAUAAUUUCUCUCUUUAUGAAAACAGUAAUCAUAUAGUACUGCCAAAGAGAAAGCAAGAAUCGAAACCGCUAUUGCGGUGCUUUUAUUGUGGUGAAUGGUUCGACAGAAAUGAUAAUACUUCUGGUUCUUGCAAAGAAGCUCCUGAUCCCAUCGAGCGUACAAUUCGUUUUCUGACAUGCUAUCCGAUAGCGGAAGGUGCUGUAUAUCAUUGCUGUAGGAGUGAUGACGAUAUGCCUGCCAAUAUUAGUCGUUUUGGACAGGGAUACAAUGUGUUCUCAUUUGGAUCACACCAUAUAUCACUAUUGAAACGUAUGAAACGAUGGCUAUUUUUGGCGCUUAUGUCGCUGGCAGUACCGUGUCUUUGUUGUUAUUUCCCAGCUCAUAUGAUAAACAAAUGUUUCGGCGGUGGUAAACGAGGACGUCAUCAGUCAUAUCAUUUCACCUCUACUUUUGAAGGCUAA
Messenger RNA from Brugia malayi, 555 nucleotides. RefSeq lists its product as uncharacterized. The transcript has 4 exons. Gene Ontology annotation, biological process: negative regulation of fibroblast growth factor receptor signaling pathway; multicellular organism development; animal organ development. Bases 1 to 555 code for a protein of 184 amino acids. NCBI's taxonomy places the organism in Eukaryota, Metazoa, Nematoda, Chromadorea, Rhabditida, Onchocercidae. The record is from RefSeq and is a predicted model, not a curated record. Gene Ontology annotation, cellular component: cytosol; membrane.